This is a messenger RNA of Procambarus clarkii (red swamp crayfish), 684 nucleotides long. The record is from RefSeq and is a predicted model, not a curated record. NCBI's taxonomy places the organism in Eukaryota, Metazoa, Arthropoda, Malacostraca, Decapoda, Cambaridae.
AUGCGACGCCUCACCCAACAUGCGACGCCUCACCCAACAUGCGACGCCUCACCCAACAUGCGACGCCUCACCCAACAUGCGACGCCUCACCCAACAUGCGACGCCUCACCCAACAUGCGACGCCUCACCCAACAAGGUUACAGCAGAACAUUUGACACAGGUUACAGCAGAACAUUUGACACAGGUUACAGCAGAACAUUUGAUACAGGUUACAGCAGAACAUUUGACACAGGUUACAGCAGAACAUUUGACACAGGUUACAGCAGAACAUUUGAUACAGGUUACAGCAAAACAUUUGACACAGGUUACAGCAGAACAUUUGACACAGGUUACAGCAGAACAUUUGAUACAGGUUACAGGAGAACAUUUGAUACAGGUUACAGGAGAACACUUGAUACAGGUUACAGCAGAACAUUUGAUACAGGUUACAGGAGAACAUUUGAUACAGGUUACAGCAGAACAUUUGAUACAGGUUACAGGAGAACAUUUGAUACAGGUUACAGCAGAACAUUUGAUACAGGUUACAGGAGAACAUUUGAUACAGGUUACAGCAGAACAUUUGAUACAGGUUACAGGAGAACAUUUGAUACAGGUUACAGCAGAACAUUUGAUACAGGUUACAGCAGAACAUUUGAUACAGGUUACAGCAGAACCUUGGCUAUUGGAGAGUCAGCUGUCCAAUAG